AUGGCUUCUUCAGAGCUGGGAACCAAGAAUAGCCCCAAUUGGGUGGUGUGGCCGCACGCGAUGGAUGUCGAGGGCUUCUUCGUUGCCUGCUUCCGCAAGAAGGCCCUUGCAGCUCCGACAGAAAGCCUGGAGAGUGAAGAAUGGCCGCAAUUUCAGAGGCUGCCGGUCGCGGAGGCAGCAGCGCUGCAGUCUCAGGCCACGCAGGAGCUCGGGUCUUUUCCAUCUCCCGCGCUGCUCCUGCGUGAGCGCCAGGGCGGAGUUUGGCUUAGCGCCUUCCCUCGCUGGCCGCCGCCAGCGGCCUUUGCCCGACUGAGCGGCAUGGUGGAGCCGGGCAUCAAAGUCAUGGAUGCCAGUGGUGCGCUGACAGAUGACAUCCGGCUGGUGGUGGGUGGUAGCCAUCUCACAUCCGAGGAGUGGUUAAAGCUUCACGGCAAUGCUGGAGGGGGCCUGGGGUCUCGGAGCCUGGCGCUCCGGAGCUCUGGGGCCGCGGGGGCUCGGAGGGCCCUGGAGGAGAUGCAAGCAAGUCGCAUGAAAGCAGACCUGGUGAGUUACAACACGGUCCUGGACGCGUUUGCCAAAGAAGCCAACGCAACAGGUGCCCAAGAGGUCAUGGAUGAGAUGGUGCAGACUAGCGUGAGGCCUGGUGUCAUCAGCUACACCAUCCUCAUCGAGGCCCACGCGCGCGCAGGAAACAGGGAUGCUGCUGAAGAGGCCUUUGCGGCGCUGCGCGCGCAGGGACUCCAACCCAACGAGGUGACCUACACGGCGUUGCUGCGCGCCCGCCUGGCGGCCAAAGACAUGGCGGGCGCCCGUGAGCUUGCGGCAACGGGGCGGCUUAACGAGGUGGGCUUCACACUUCUCAUCAACGCGCACGCCAUGUCCGGAGAUGUCCGGGGCGCGGAGGAGGCCUUUGAGCUGCUCAGCAAGCAGUGGAAGCCGAACCUGGCUUCCUACACGGCCCUGAUGAAAGCCUAUGCAAAGGCGAGGGACGCGCAGCGCGCCGACGAAGUGCUGGCGCAGAUUCAAAGUCUAAGUCUGCAGCCAAACGCGGCGACCUACGCCACCCUCAUUUCGGCACACGCCAAGGCACAGCAGCUUCCGCGAGCACUGGAGCUCUUCCAGCUACAGGGGGAGCAGCUCAGCGGGGAUGAGGAAGCGAUCUUGCAACAGGAUAGGUCUGGUGCACCGGAGAACGCAUGUGGGUUUGCAGCAAAAAUCCCGGUCGACUUCUGUUCUGCGAUAUGA
Symbiodinium natans is the source of this 1245-nucleotide messenger RNA. The record is from the annotation of a GenBank genome assembly. NCBI's taxonomy places the organism in Eukaryota, Dinophyceae, Suessiales, Symbiodiniaceae.